CAUGGUGGUGGUAGCAUCUUGGUCUGGAGCUGCAUGAGUGCUGCCGGCACUGGGAAACAUGAAUUCCAACAUUUACUCUGAUAUUCUGAAGCAAAGAUGAGAGGAAGUGCUGCAGUUUCUCCUGUGGUGACAAACGUAGUCAGUUUAGCAGCGUGUUUUGUGAAGAAAACCUCGUAUUCAACUUUUAGAGAAAAGUCAGACACAUGGGUACUGAAGCCUGACCAGCCUGAAUUGACUCUCUGGCUUGAUGACCAAAGGCCUUUCCGUUAAACAAUGGAAGUUCAGACUCCAGAUCACGGAACUCCUGCCCAGACUAACAUCACAGCUCAGACAGGAGGAACCACCUGUGCUCCUGUGAUCGAUGGAAACACUGUUCAAGGAUCACUGACGGUUAUAAACAACAUAUACGGAGCUCAGGAAGCUCCCACUUCCAGCAGCAGCUCAGUUCAGGCUGGAUGCUCUCCUGGUGCUUCUGCUCUCACUAAAGAAUACAUCACUGUGUGUAAACAAACACACAAAUCUGAACUGGAGAAGACAUUUAGAAGUAUAAAGGAAGGACUGUCACAUGAUGGAAACUCAAUGCUUCUGAAUAAGAUUUACACAGAGCUCUACAUCACAGAGGGUGGGAGUGGAGAGGUCAAUAGUGAACAUGAGGUGAGACAGAUUGAAACAAAAUUCAGGAGACGACCAAAACAAGAAACACCAAUCAAAUGCAAUGACAUCUUUAAACACAUACCUGGAAAAGACAAACCCAUCAGAACUGUGCUGACAAGAGGAAUCGCUGGAAUUGGAAAAACAGUCUCUGUGCAGAAGUUCAUUCUGGACUGGAUUGAAGGAAAAGCAAAUCAGGAUGUCACCUUCAUAUUUCCACUUCCUUUUAGGGAACUUAAUUUGAUAAAGCACAAAAAGCUCAGCCUGAUGGAUCUUCUUCACCUCUUUUUUCCACAAACCAAACAAUUUCGAUUAAUAGACUUAAUAAAUUGUGCUGACUGCACAGUCAUGUUCAUCUUAGAUGGUCUGGAUGAGUGUCGACCUCCACUACAUUUAGAAAAAAAUGAGAUUUUAUCUGAUGAAACAGAAUCGGCCUCGGUAGAUGUGCUGCUGACAAAUCUCAUAAGGGGAAAGCUGCUCAGUUCUUCUCUUCUCUGGAUAACCACUCGACCAGCAGCAGUCAGUCAGAUCCUUCUUCAGCAUAUUAAUCUGGUAACAGAGAUACGAGGGUUCAGUGAUCCUCAGAAAGAGGAAUACUUCAGGAAAAGGAUCAGUGAUCAGAGGCUUGCAAAAGAAAUCAUUACACACAUAAAGUCAUCACGAAGCCUCUACAUCAUGUGCCACAUACCAGUCUUCUGCUGGAUUUCAGCCACUGUGCUAGAGGAGAUGUUGAGUGAAGUUGAGAUUGGAGAGAUCCCGAGGACUCUGACUCAAAUGUUCACAUACUUCCUGAACUUCCAGAUCAAGCACAGCAGCCAAAAAUGCAGAGGAAAUAGAGACACCAAUCUUCACCAGACUAGAAAUAUUAUCCUGGCACUUGGAAAACUGGCUUUCCAACAGCUGGAAAAUGGCAAUAUAAUCUUCUAUGAGGACGACCUGAGACAGUGCGGCAUUAAUAUCAAAGAUGUGUCAGUGUACUCAGAAGUCUGUACUCAGAUCUUCAGAGAAGAGUCUGCACUGCACCUGGAGAAAGUCUUCAGCUUUAUUCAUCUGACAGUUCAGGAGUUUCUUGCAGCUUUAUAUGCAUUUUUUUCGUUCAUCUCUAACCACAGAAAUGUGCUGCUGGAGCAAGCCACUGGAUGUUUUGCUUUCUUCAAAAAGCCGCAAAUGUUUGACUUCCUCAGUUGUGCAGUGGACAAGGCUUUAAAGAGCGAGAAUGAACACCUGAACCUUUUCCUUCGCUUCCUCCUAGGCUUUUCACUGGAGUCCAAUCAGACUCUCUUACAAAGGCUACUUCCAGAACUAAGAAAGAGCUCACACAGUAAAGAACAAAUAGUCUGGUACAUCAAAAAGAAGAUCAGGGAGAAUCCCUCUGCAGAGAAAUCCAUCAAUCUGUUUCAUUGUCUGAAUGAACUGAAUGAUCAUUCUUUAGUGCAGGAAGUACAAAAGUACCUGAAUAGAAGCAAUAACAGUGGUUUCAGUGGAGCUAAACUCUCUCCUGCUCAGUGGUCAGCUCUGGUGUUUGUGUUACUGAACUCAGAAGAGCAGUUAGAUGAGUUUAUCCUAAGAAAGUAUGACCCAUCAGAAGAAUGUCUUCUGAGACUUCUGCCAGUGGUCAAAGCAUCCAGAAAAGCAGUACUGGGUCACUGCAGUAUUACAGAAGAAGGCUGUGUUGCUCUGGUUAAAGCUCUGAAAUCAAACCUCUCAAACGUGAGCGAGCUAGAUCUGAGUUGGAAUAAUCCAGGAUAUUCAGGAGUAAAGGAGCUCUCUGAUCUACUGAAGGAGCCACAUUGCAAACUGGAGAAACUACACCUGGAAAUGUGCAGUAUUACAAGUCAGUGCUGUGCAGUUCUGAUUAACUCUCUGAAAUCAAACCCAUCAUCACACUUGAGAGAGCUAGAUUUAAGCUGGAAUGAUCCAGGAGAGUCAGGAGUGAAGGAACUCUCUGAUCUACUGAAGAAUCCACACUGUAAACUAGAGAAACUACAUCUGUCUGAUUGCAGCAUUACAGAUAAAGGCUGUGUAGCUCUGGUUAAAGCUCUGAAAUCAAACCCCUCAACACACCUGAAAGAACUGAAUCUAAACAACAAUGAACUAAAGGAUUCAGGAGCGAAGGAACUCUCUGAUCUACUGGAGGAUCCACUCUGUAAACUGGAGACACUAGAGCUGGCUGUGUGCAGUAUUACUGGUGAAGGCUGUGCUGCUCUGGCUAACGCUCUGAAAUCAAACCCCUCAUCACAGCUGAAAGAACUGAAUUUAAACAGGAAUUAUCCAGGAGAUUCAGCAGUGAAGAAGCUCUCUGAUCUACUGAAGGACCCACACUGUAAACUGCAGAAAUUAGGACUGUCUGAGUGCAGGAUUACAGGUAAAAGUGGUACUUUGGUUAAAGCCCUGAAAUCAAACCGCUUAUCACAGCUAAGAGAGUUCAACCUGAAGUGGAACAAACCAGGAAAUUCAGCAGUGAAGGAGGUCUCUGGUCUACUGGAGGAUCCACACUGUAAACUGGAGAAACUGAAUCUGAGGACAAUAAACAGCAACAUUAGCUGCAUUGUAAAUACAGCUUAAUCAUACACAACGACCAGUCACGGUUGCCUCUGCUUUUGGCAUGACAACAACCAAGUUGCUGGACUAGCUCUGUUACAUCAAAUGAAACAUUUUCACAACAUUGAUCACAAUCUUCAGAAGUAGCCCAGUGUCUCUGUUUGCUUGAUAUGUGGUGAGAGCAAUUGAUUACAGUUGGCCCAUCUGUGCUCCGUCUCAUGUGAAGCUGCAUCUCUAAAAUCAGCCCAGACUGGGUUACGGUGAUCGAGCUGUAAGAGAAAGGUUUAGCUCCUGAAUUGAGGUUGAGGAACUCCAUGUUCUCCUCUUACUUUUCCAAAGUGGUCAGCAUCCUGCCCGCUGUCACAGAUUGCCCAUUCUGUGAGAAGCAAAUCAAAUCUUGUAUGCUCUUGAAGACCGAGUUACAGAGAGAUGAGAAAAAUCCAUGAGGUUUUAGCUCCUGAAAUGAGGUGUAGAAACUCUUGUUUCUCUUUUUUUUCCAAAGUGGAAAGCAUCCAUCACACUUUCAUAUUUUCCUGUUUUGUGCAAUCCACAAACAAUUUGGCAGAUUUGUUGUCUGGUGUGUAUAGUUUUGAGGCAAAAUAAUUGUGUCCAAAUAUUUCACAUUUUCAUAUCACAUUCUGUGUAUAUCAGCCUUAACAUAUGAUCAAAGUGCCACAUGGUAGUGCCAGUGGGAGCUUGUUAAAGCACAGCUGCUGUGUCCCCUGUCUAUGGGUGAAAUAGGCAGUUUUUUUUAAACAUAUUGACGGUAUUUUAAAGUGUCCAUGAUACCAUACAUAUAUAAAGUAUACUGUUAAAUGUUUAAUGGGAAGAGAAAAUGUGGAGAAGGAAAGGAAGGGCUCAUGAUCCAAAGUAUACCACAUCAUCUGUCAAAUGUGGUGGAGACAGUGUUAUGGACAUGUAUGGUGGCCAAUGGAACUUGAUCAUUGGUGUUCAUUGAUGUGACUGCUGAUAGAGAUAGCAGGAUGAGCUCUGCAAUGUAUAAAGGUAUACUUUCCACUCAGACUCUGUCAAAUGCUGCAAAAUCUAUAGGACAAUCCAAAGAAAUGGAUUGUUCUUAAACGGCCGAUCAAAUCAUCUGACCUCAAUCCAAGUGAGCAUGCUUUUCACUUAAUGAAGACAAAACUGAAGGCGAUUUACAUUAAUGAAGGCAUCUUGAUAUGCCAACCUUCACUAGAAUGUCCCUGACUUGACUACAUGUUGUGAAAGGUUUUUUUUUUUUCUGUGAUCAUCCACUUUAGUUUUCUUCCAUGGUCUUCCAGGCUUUUUGGAGUUGCUAAACCAGCCAGUGCAUUUUUCUUUUUCAUAAUGUACCAAAUUGUUGAUUUGCCCUCUUCUAAAAUUUCUGCUAUCUUUCUGGUAGGUUUUAUGUUUUUUUUUCAGUGUAAUGACAAUUCCGGAUACCUCUUUGAAUGGCAUCUUGAGAGUGCCCAUGAACAGCUACCAAUUACAUACAAUACAUACAAUACUCAAGUUCAUUAAAGUCUUCUUCUUUCGGCUGCUCCCUUUAGGGGUCGC
Molecule: messenger RNA, 4728 nt
Organism: Pygocentrus nattereri (red-bellied piranha)
Lineage: Eukaryota; Metazoa; Chordata; Actinopteri; Characiformes; Serrasalmidae
Product: NACHT, LRR and PYD domains-containing protein 3-like
Exons: 9
Coding region: 274-3216 (980 amino acids)
Molecular function (GO): protein binding
Source: RefSeq, a predicted model, not a curated record